AAGCAGCAAGCAGUCAUCUAAGUGAAUCCAGAAAAGUAGCCAAAGGUAACCUAGUGUAGCGUGGGACUGCUGCUCUAACAUUAAAGAAUCCAUCAUAAGGAAACUCACAAGGAUCUGUAGUUAAGUCUGAGAGGACAAGGGAAGAAACGGGCAAGAAACUCAAAGUUCGAGCAGGAAAAAAAAGCUUUAAAUGACCUUUUAAUAGCUUCAGAGGAGAGUCAAGGGCAUUUUUAGCAUUAUUAAUCUGCAACACCAUACACCUAAACCAAGGCAACCAUCUGGUCAGAAUGUCCACGAAUGGAAUAAGUAUGGCUCUAAAGCUGCAGUUUGGACUUAUUAAUUACGAAAAUCGUUACCUUACAGCAGAGGCAUUUGGGUUCAAAGUAAAUGCAUCUGGAACCAGCAUGAAGAAGAAACAGAUCUGGACCCUGGAGCAAGAUCAAGACAGCCAGGUGGUUUUCUUACGCAGUCAUCUCGGACGUUAUCUGGCCACAGAUAAAGAUGGCAAGGUGAGCUGUGAGGAGGAAGUUCCAAACACAUCCUGCCGUUUCUUGCUUGUGUCGCAGUCAGAUGGACGAUGGGCCUUACAGUCUGAGCCAUAUUUGCGUUAUUUUGGAGGGUCUGCAGAAUAUUUGUCCUGUUUUGCCCAGACCAUUGGGGAAUCAGAAAAAUGGACCAUGCAUCUUGCCCUUCAUCCACAGGCCAACCUGUUUAGUGUAUUCCGUAAGCGCUAUGCACGCUUGUCCACCACUGACGACGAGCUCUGCAUGGACAGUGACAUACCCUGGGGCGUUGACUCCCUGAUCACUUUGGUCUAUCUGGAUGGCAAGUACAGUCUGAAGACCUGCGAUAACCGCUUUCUCAGCAAUGAUGGUAAGCUGGUAAAGGAUCACGGGCCUAACACUAGUUUCACCCUGGAACUCAAGUCUGGCAAGCUGGCCUUUAAAGACUGUGACGGCAAGUUUCUCUCACCAACGGGCCCCUCAGGCACCUUGAAGUCUGGCCGCUGUUCAAGGCCAGGGAAAGAUGAGCUGUUUGAUCUGGAAGAGAGCCACCCACAAGUUGUUUUCCAGGCAGCCAACCAAAGAUAUGUGUCCAUCCGUCAAGGUGUUAGCAUAUCAGCUAAUCAGGAUGAUGAGACAGACAUGGAGACAUUUCAGAUGGAGAUUGAUAAAGACACUAAGAAGUGCAUGUUCAGAACUAAUGGCGGAAAUUACUGGACACUCUUUACUCACGGAGGGAUUCUGUCCAUGGCCACAGAGGGAGAAGAAAACACAAUGUUUGACAUUGAAUGGCUGGGCAGGCGAGUUGCUUUGAGAGCAAGCAAUGGAAAAUAUGUAUGCACAAAGAAAAAUGGGCAGCUUGCUGCUGUGAGUGAUUCUGUGGGGGAGGAUGAGCAGUUUGUGCUAAAGCUGAUUAAUCGUCCAAUCCUGGUCUUGCGUGGGGAGAACGGCUUUGUGUGUCACCACAAAACCUCCAAUACACUGGACUGUAGCCGCUCUGUUUAUGACAUCUUCUCCUUGCUUUUCAGCGAUGGCGCAUACCAAAUAAAAAGUGGAAAUGAAAAGUUCUGGUACAUCUCCAGCAGUGGUCUGGUGUGCACAGAUGGAGACAAACCUGAGGAGUUCUUCUUUGAGUUUGCAGAGUCUGGACGGGUUGGCAUCAAGGGUCAAAAUGGCAAAUACCUGCGUGGAGACCAGGGAGGCACACUGAUGGGUAAUGGGCUCAGUGUGGACGCCUCGUCCCUGUGGGAGCACUGAGUGCUGUACCAGAGACACAAAUACAGACUCACAGAGUAAAAAGAAAUUCUCCUCCUGACACCUUUUCAACUAAUGAUUUUCAGCAAUACGCUUUUGACUUUUACGCUUUUUUUGAAAGAAUUGACUUUCUUUCUUUAAUCUUUUUUUUUUGCUUUUGUGAGCAUGUUAAAUAUGGUUUUAUUAGGAUUUUUUUAAUACUGUAGAUAUUAGUAUCAUCCUUUGCUACAUAAGAUACAAUACAACCUAACUUUACACUGUCAGUUUGCAAGACAAUUACAACAAUGGUUGGUUAUCGCACACAUUAUGAUGACCCACAGUAUAGAAAGAAAUAUUUUGACUACUUUUCUUUUCUAAGAAUGGCUUGAUGUGUCAGUCACCAGCGAGAAAACUUUAUAAGUACUACAAUACCAGAAAGGCAUACAGCAACAGCAUGCAAUAGUGGAUCUAACUUAGAAUAAGUGUAUGUUUACUUAUAGUUAAUAUUUUUCCUCAAAAAUGUUGUUUGUGUUGAUUCAGUAGGUGGUAUUAUAAGCUUUAACACAGUACUUAUAAUUUACACCUUAUAAAUACUUUCCAAAAACUUUUAUUUAUUGCUUUUUAUUUAUUCCAUUUUUUUUUUGCUGAAUAAUGAUUUAUAAUUUUUGAAUUUUAUUAAAUUUUUCAAGAAACUCAUUUAAAUUGCAAAUGUAUACAGAUAAAACAAAUAUAAUACUGUAUAUCAUGUAUCGUGAAACAUUUACAUAAAAGCAAAAACAUUGCAGUUCGUAAAAAUACAGCAUUAUCCAAUCUAAUGAGAGGAAGGCUAUGAACAUAACAUGGUAUCUUGACAAAGACUUCUGUAAGAGACCUACACUAGCAAGUGUCCCUAGACUCCACAGUUAUUAAUUUAACAGUCCUACCCUAUCAUCUGACACCUUCACCUUCAUUUGUUAAAUAGCAAUAGUAUACAAAAACUUUUGGUCAUGUCAGCCACUGACUCUUUGAAAUCUCCAAACUUAUGACAUGAUUACUGUAUAUGUUGUCAAAUAAUUAGCAAUAUUUCUACUAUGGUGAAGUUUUUUGUGGUUCUCUGAGUUUAAUAAACUGAUGAUAACACAAA
Carassius gibelio (silver crucian carp) is the source of this 2859-nucleotide messenger RNA. Its product is annotated as fascin-2-like. Gene Ontology annotation, cellular component: cytoplasm; actin cytoskeleton. The transcript has 5 exons. The coding region runs from base 288 to 1760 and encodes 490 amino acids. Gene Ontology annotation, molecular function: actin filament binding; protein-macromolecule adaptor activity. The record is from RefSeq and is a predicted model, not a curated record. Gene Ontology annotation, biological process: establishment or maintenance of cell polarity; cell migration; actin filament bundle assembly. Lineage: Eukaryota; Metazoa; Chordata; Actinopteri; Cypriniformes; Cyprinidae.